Molecule: messenger RNA, 2517 nt
Organism: Monopterus albus (swamp eel)
Lineage: Eukaryota; Metazoa; Chordata; Actinopteri; Synbranchiformes; Synbranchidae
Gene: inpp5ja
Product: inositol polyphosphate-5-phosphatase Ja
Exons: 13
Coding region: 135-2492 (785 amino acids)
Biological process (GO): phosphatidylinositol dephosphorylation; negative regulation of peptidyl-serine phosphorylation
Cellular component (GO): plasma membrane; ruffle; cytoplasm
Molecular function (GO): phosphatidylinositol-4,5-bisphosphate 5-phosphatase activity; phosphatidylinositol-3,4,5-trisphosphate 5-phosphatase activity
Source: RefSeq, a predicted model, not a curated record
GAGCCUGAGGGGAAGGAUGUGAUCAGGUCCUCAAAACUAUGGGAUGCAUUCUCUUAACUGUGCUCACUACAUCCAUAUCCUUUGCCCUGUCACCUUGCGAUGGAGUCACUGUGACUUAAGUUCAAGUCGGGUUCAUGACAUGGUUGAUGGAUCACAUGCAGCAGAAUCAAAUCAGCAGUGACACUUGUGGGCCCAAAAUGCAAUCUGGACCCUGUGUGUUGGUUGGAGCCAGUCCAGGUUUACUUUCACAACUUCCAAUCCAGGAGCCUGCUCUCAUCAGCCCGUCUGAGUCCUUCAGCAGACAGUCUGGACUAAACCGUGUCCAAACUGUAGUUGUACCUGCAAAAAUGACAGACCAGAUGCAACCAGGGCAGACAAAGACUGGGACCACUCCAGCAAUGCUGGCAAGCAUAAGUCGGCCAAGACCGACUUCUCUUGGAGCUAAACCUGCACCAAAGCCGACCAGAAUCUCUGUGGACCCCUCCAAGGAAACAUCAGGACCUCCGAGUACCAACAUCCUGCCACACUGGCCAACAGAGUCCUCCUUUCCCCUUCCCAGUCCUCAGAGUCCCCACAGCCCUCAGUCUUACACCAGCCAGCCUUACCUGAGUCCUACUCUCAGCCUGUCCCCACUCAGUCCGAAACUGUCUCCCAGCUUCAGCCCCAAACCCAGUCUCAGUCCUCAGCCACAUAUCACCUCCUCACCUGGGAACUCAGCACAGAGCCAAGUGCAGCCGGAGAAGCCAGGAAAAGAGAACAAUGACUUCAGGGUGUACAUUGUCACAUGGAACGUGGGAUCAGCUGUUCCACCGGAUGACAUCACCUCUUUGUUUGGACCAAAUGUUUCAGAUGGGAGCGCUGACAUGUUCAUCAUUGGACUCCAGGAGGUCAACUCCAUGAUAAACAAGAGGCUGAAGGAUGCUCUGUUCUCAGACCAGUGGAGUGAUCUUUGCAUGGACACACUCAGUCCCUUUGGAUAUGUUUUGGUGGCAUCCCAGCGAAUGCAGGGAGUAUUGCUGCUGGUUUUCUCUAAAUUCUGCCAUCUUCCAUUCCUAAGAGGCGUGCAGACACAGAGUACACGCACAGGACUGGGGGGAUGCUGGGGGAACAAAGGGGGUGUCAGCGCGAGGAUGACAGUGUUCGGCCACCCUGUGUGUUUUCUCAACUGUCACCUGCCUGCUCACAUGAGGAACCUGGAGCAGAGGAUGGAAGACUUUGAAAGUAUUUUGCAGCAGCAGCAGUUUGAAGGAGGCACUGCCACUGGUGUACUGGACCACGAUGUCAUGUUUUGGUUUGGGGAUUUAAAUUUCCGUAUUGAAGACUAUGACAUCCAUGUGGUGAAAUGUUCCAUCGACAGCAAUAAGCUGCCUCUUCUGUGGGAGCGGGAUCAGCUCAACAUGGCUAAAAAUACAGAGUCCAUCCUGGAAGGCUUCAUGGAGGGACCGCUCAAAUUCCCACCUACUUAUAAGUUUGAUGUGGGCACAAAUACAUAUGACACUAGUGCUAAGAAGAGGAAACCUGCCUGGACUGAUCGUAUCCUCUGGCAUCUCCGUCGCACCGGUUCCCCAGUUCCUUCCCACAAUGCAGCACUGCAGCGGGGUUUGACCUCUUGGUUGGGUGGGGCAACUAAAGUGACACAGCACGUCUACCGAAGUCACAUGGGUUUCACAAUCAGUGACCACAAGCCUGUUUCGGCUCUGUUUUCACUGCACUUCCCAUUCAAGGUGGAUAUGCCUCUGGUGGAGCUACAGGUAAACAAGGAGUGGUGUAAAGUCUCAGAUGCUACAGUCAGAUUUACUGUUGCAUCAGCUUAUCAGCGCAGCUCAUGGGACUGGGUGGCAAUAUAUAAGGUUGGAUUCAGACAUCACAAAGAUUACCAGGCACAUGUGUGGGCCAAGGGAGAGCAUGCAACACAGGUGACAUUUUCAGAGGAAGAUUUGCCAAGAGAUGACUGUGAAUACAUCCUAGGCUACUACAGCAAUAAUAUGAACAGCAUUGUUGGAUUGUCAUCACUCAUUCAGAUCAAGAUACCGGUCCACAGCCCUACUAUACAUCAUUCAGACAGCUCCGAUUUCAGCUCAGAGGAUGACAGCACUCUUGUCCUAUUGUCUCAGAACUCCCGCAGUCCAAGCCCUAAAACGGGCAAACACCACCAUCGCCACAGGCGUAGUCGCAGCCCUGCUGUUCCUGCUCUUUCCUCCAACCCCUUGCCCACCCUGCAGGGUCUCAGCCUCUGUCCUCGCUCCAAAGAAGGCCGCACACGAAGCCGUUCGCCAUGCCCUGCUGCUAAGAAGGAGCGGCUGGUGUCCCCUGACGUUGUGUUGUCUUCCGCCAUCAACCCCCUCAGUCCCCGUAGCCCCAUGUCUCCAGGUAGUGGGGUGACUGCACCUGAGGCCCUGAUUGCUGCCAUCUUAGGUGAACACAGACCAGCUCAGGUCAGCCCCACAGGGGUGAAGCGGAUAGGGAAGGCAGGAGAAACAGACACUGCAUAGAAAUAAAUAUCAGUAGCUAAAAGCA